Messenger RNA from Hemibagrus wyckioides, 2643 nucleotides. It is a transcript of the gene ptchd3a, whose product is annotated as patched domain containing 3a. The coding region runs from base 7 to 2643 and encodes 878 amino acids. NCBI's taxonomy places the organism in Eukaryota, Metazoa, Chordata, Actinopteri, Siluriformes, Bagridae. Gene Ontology annotation, cellular component: membrane. The record is from RefSeq and is a predicted model, not a curated record. The transcript is spliced from 4 exons.
AGCAUCAUGCCACGCUGUCGGACUGACUGCAUCGAGAAGCCGUUCUCCAGGCUCUUCGAGAAGCUUGGGCAUGUGGUGGGUUCUUCUCCUGUGUGGUUCAUCAUCAUUCCUCUUCUUUUGUCCCUUGCGUUUGGAGGAGGCCUGCUUUUUCUUGCCGAGCUUGAGGAUAAUGACAUCGAGAACCAGUUUACUCCCAUCAACGGAUCCUCGAAGGAAGCCAGGCUUUUUGUGAUGGAGAACUUCCCACAUAAUGACUCCAUGUUCUCAAGCCAAAGACUCUACGCCGAAGGGAAGUACGCUAUAACCAUCCUGUCGGCUCAAAAUGGAGGCGACAUUCUCACAAAGAGUCUAUUCCAAGAAGUUCUUCGUAUUAACCAAAAAGUGACCAGUCUUUCGGUCAAGUCUGGACAGACAGAGAUAGGGUUCCAGGAUCUGUGCACCACCACGGAUGGAAAGUGUGUCAGCAACAGCAUCAUAGACAUCACAGACAAUAACGCGGACCAAAUCGAGAAGAUGAAUCUAACUUUUCCCACGUACACUUUCAGAAACAGACCUCUCUUUCUCGGAUCUGAACUCGGUGGCGUGAAAACGUCUGGAAAUAGUGUUCAGAGUGUUCAAGCGGUCCGACUUUUCUAUUUUCUAAAAAACAUCUCCGGGUCUAACGACUGGCUGAAAGAAUUCCAUAAAACUCUUUAUGCUGAAUCCAACAACAAGAAUGUCAAGAUAUCUCACUUUACCUCACUGUCCAGACAAGAGGAGGUGCAGAAACACACUACAGACGGCCUCCCAUUUUUCUCCAUCACCUAUGUCCUUGCCAUCCUGUUUUCCAUUGUAUCGUGUAUGCGAUUGGAUAACGUGAGGAACAGGCUGUGGGUGGCGGUUAUAGGGGUUCUGUCCGCCGGAAUGGCCGUCAUCAGCAGUUUUGGCUUGUUGCUGUAUGCUGGAGUGCCGUUCGUCAUAACUGUGGCUAACUCGCCUUUCUUAAUUCUGGGCAUCGGUGUUGACGAUAUGUUCAUUAUGCUGGCCAACUGGCAGCAGACCAACGUCAAAGACAGCGUUGCCAAGCGCAUGGCCGAGACAUAUAAAGAAGCCGCCAUGUCCAUUACCAUCACGACGCUCACCAACGUGCUGGGCUUCUACAUCGGCCUCACGAGUGACUUCGCCUCUGUCCAGAUCUUCUGCUUGUACACCAGCACGGCCAUUAUAUUCUGCUUCCUGUACAACAUCACCUUCUUUGGAGGCUUCCUGGCCCUCAACGGGAGGCGAGAAGCUGGGAACCGUCACUGGCUGACCUGCUUGAAGAUCCCAUUCGAGAACCCGGAGGGUAAAUCCAAGGCGUACGCUCUCUGCUGUACAGGCGGAGACUUUGACCGGCAGACCGGCACUGAGCAUGAACAGCCAGUUAAUCAUUUCUUCAAAAAGUUCUACGGCCCCUUUCUUACCAAGACGCCAACCAAGGUGGGUGUGAUAAUCCUGUAUCUGGGGUAUCUGGCUGCUGGGAUUUACGGCUGCUUACUUUUGAAACAGGGGAUCGAAAUGAAGCAUCUUGCAGCAGACGACUCGUAUGUAAUCGAGUUUUACGAUGACGAGAACAAGUACUUUUCCAAUUUCGGCCCGAACGUGAUGGUGGUAGUGACGGAGAAGUUUCCGUACUGGGAUAAAUGCAGGAGAUCUGAGCUAGACCGCUGCAUGGAAGACUUCAGGAAGCUCAGUUUUGUCGACUCAGAUCUGUAUACCUCUUGGCUCGACUCUUACGUGAAGUUUGCUGAAAACGCAGGACAAGACGUAAACAACGAGACGGUUUUCAAAACCAAUCUGCCAGACUUCUUCAAACGUGCCCCUGAUUUCGAGCAAGAUGUGAACAUCGUAAACGGGACAAUCGUGGCCUCUCGGGUUUUUGUCCAGACUAUAGACAUCAUCAACGCGUCGAUGGAGAUAACGAUGUUUAAUGAUCUCAAAAGCACAGCUGAUUACUGUAGAGCGGCAAAACUCCUGGUGUACCAUCCCAUGUUCAUCUACUUGGAUCAAUACACGGUGAUAGUGAGCAGCACAAUUCAGAACGUGGCUGUCACUGCAGCGGUCAUGCUGGUCAUCUCACUUGUCUUGAUCCCCAAUCCCCUGUGCUCUCUCUGGGUCACAUUCUCCAUCGGUUCGGUCAUCACCGGGGUCUCAGGUUUCAUGGCGUUAUGGAAAGUCAAUCUAGACUCCAUUUCCAUGAUAAUUCUGGUCGUGUGUAUUGGUUUCACUGUAGACUUUUCGGCCCAUAUUUCCUACUCCUUCGUCUCGAGUAAGAAGGAAACGGCAAACGAGCGAGCUAUCGAUGCCUUGUUCUGUUUGGGGUAUCCCAUACUGCAAGGCGCUUUGUCCACCAUAAUCGGCGUCUUGGUGUUAGCUGCUUCCAAGAACCACAUCUUUCGAACCUUCUUUAAAAUCAUGUUUCUUGUCAUGGUGUUCGGGUUGCUGCACGGCAUCUUGUUCAUCCCGGUCUUCCUCACGUUGUUCUCCUGCAACUCCAAACAAAAGAAGGACAAAUACAACCAGGAAUUCUUGCGACAGAGUAUGAGGACAAGACAGACUCAUGUAUAUGUCACUCAAAAUUCAAACCUAUGGUCAGGAAGAUCGCUGGACCCUGACUGUCCGUGA